GGCUCCCGCACUGCUUGGGCUGAGAAGGAACUUCCGGGACUGCACACGCGGCCGGGGGGGCGGGGCUCCAGGCCAAGCUCCACCUACGUCGAGCUGCGUGACAAUGGGGCGGGCGGCGGAACACGACUGCGGCGGCCGGGGGCCUCGGCGGGGGGGCGGAGCCGCUGCCGCUGCCGCCGCAACCCCGGUCGGGAUUUGAAAGAUUAAAAACUCCUGGUGGAGAGGGCGGCGGCGUUGAAUGUGUGGCGGAAGCGCUGGGGGCCACGGCUCGGCGCCGGGCCGGGCAGCCGGCGGCAUCUCCACAGCAUGAAUUACCCGGCCCACGGGCCUCCGCGAAACCCCGAGCAUAACGGCCGGGGCGGCGGCGGCGCCGCCGCCGCUUGGGAGCUGGGCUCGGAUGCGGGGCCGGCGUUCGGCGGCAGCGUCUGCUGCUUCGACCACCUGCCCGCCGGGGACCCGGGCGACGACGAGGUGCCCCUGGCCCUGCUGCGCGGGGAGGCCGGUCUGCAUUUGGCGUCGGGAGCGGAGGACCACAACCACCACCUGGCGCUGGACCCCUGCCUCAGUGACGAGAACUAUGACUUCAGCUCGGCCGAGUCGGGCUCCUCGCUACGCUACUACAGCGAGGGCGAGAGUGGUGGCGGCGGCAGCUCCUCGUCGUUGCACCCGCCACAGCAGCAGCCGCUGGUCCCGACGAACUCGGGGGGCGGCGGGGUGGCCGGAGGGGGGCCCGGGGAGAGGAAGCGCACCCGGCUUGGCGGCGCGGCCGCCCGGCACCGCUACGAGGUGGUGACGGAGCUGGGCCCGGAGGAGGUGCGCUGGUUCUACAAGGAGGACAAGAAGACCUGGAAGCCCUUCAUCGGCUACGACUCGCUCCGCAUCGAGCUCGCCUUCCGAACCCUGCUGCAGGCCACCGGAGCCCGGGCCCGGGCGCAGGACCCGGACGACGACCAUGUGGGCGGCCCGGCCUCCCCCGCGGGGCCGGCCUCCAGCUCCGUGGAGGACGACGCCGAGGACCGCGUCUGCGGCUUCUGCCCGCGCAUUGCGGGGCACGGGCGCGAGAUGGAGGAGCUGGUGAACAUCGAGCGGGUGUGUGUGCGGGGCGGCCUCUACGAGGUGGAUGUGACCCAAGGAGAAUGCUACCCGGUGUAUUGGAACCAGUCCGAUAAAAUACCAGUAAUGCGUGGACAGUGGUUUAUUGAUGGUACUUGGCAGCCGCUAGAAGAAGAAGAAAGUAAUUUAAUUGAGCAAGAACAUCUUAGCCGUUUUAGAGGUCAGCAGAUGCAGGAAAGUUUUGAUAUUGAAGUGUCAAAACCCAUAGAUGGAAAAGAUGGCAGUGGGAUCAACUAUUCCGUUGUCUACCACCUCCCUCCCUUCUCCCUCCCUUCUCUGUUCAAAUGGAGAGGAUAUAAGGAGAGUACAGAUGCGGCAGGUCUUAAACGAAAGCGUUCCCAAGCUAUUCAUAGUUUCAAGUUGAGUCGAAACCACGUGGACUGGCACAGUGUGGAUGAAGUGUAUCUUUACAGUGAUGCAACAACGUCUAAAAUUGCGAGAACAGUUACUCAAAAGCUGGGAUUUUCUAAAGCGUCAAGUAGUGGGACCAGACUUCAUAGAGGUUAUGUAGAAGAAGCCACAUUAGAAGACAAGCCAUCACAGACUGCCCAUAUUGUAUUUGUUGUGCAUGGCAUUGGGCAGAAAAUGGACCAAGGAAGAAUUAUCAAAAAUACAGCCAUGAUGAGAGAGGCUGCAAGAAAAAUAGAAGAAAGGCAUUUUUCCAACCAUGCAACACAUGUUGAAUUUCUGCCUGUUGAGUGGCGGUCAAAACUUACUCUGGAUGGAGACACUGUUGAUUCCAUUACUCCAGACAAAGUGCGAGGUUUAAGGGAUAUGUUAAAUAGCAGUGCAAUGGACAUAAUGUAUUAUACUAGCCCACUUUAUAGAGAUGAACUAGUUAAAGGCCUUCAGCAAGAGCUGAAUCGAUUAUAUUCCCUUUUCUGUUCUCGGAAUCCAGACUUUGAAGAAAAAGGGGGUAAAGUCUCAAUAGUGUCACAUUCCUUGGGAUGUGUAAUCACUUAUGACAUAAUGACUGGCUGGAAUCCAGUUCGACUCUAUGAACAGUUGCUGCAGAAGGAAGAAGAGUUGCCUGAUGAACAAUGGAUGAGCUAUGAAGAACGUCAUCUUCUUGAUGAGCUCUAUAUAACUAAACAACGGCUGAGAGACAUAGAAGAACGGCUACACGGAUUGAAGGCAUCAUCUAUGAUACAAACACCUGCCUUAAAAUUUAAGGUUGAAAAUUUCUUCUGUAUGGGAUCCCCGCUGGCAGUUUUUUUGGCAUUGCGUGGCAUCCGCCCAGGAAACACUGGAAGUCAAGACCAUAUUUUGCCCAGAGAGAUUUGUAACCGAUUACUAAACAUUUUUCAUCCAACAGAUCCAGUGGCUUAUAGAUUAGAACCGUUAAUACUGAAACACUACAGCAACAUUUCACCUGUCCAGAUCCACUGGUAUAAUACUUCCAAUCCUCUACCUUAUGAGUAUAUGAAGCCAAGCUUUCUUCACCCAGCAAAAGAACCUACCUCAAUUUCAGACAGUGAAGGCAUUUCAACAAUACCAAGCCCUGUGACUUCACCAGUCUUGUCCCGCCGACACUAUGGGGAAUCUAUAACAAAUAUAGGCAAAGCAAGCAUAUUAGGGGCUGCGAGCAUUGGAAAGGGACUUGGAGGAAUGUUGUUCUCAAGGUUCGGACGUUCAUCUGCAUCACAGCCAUCUGAGGCAUCAAGGGACUCUGUGGAAGACGAGAAGAAGCCGGUUGCCUCACCUCCCACGUCCACUGUGGCAACGCAGACCCUUGCACAUAGCAGUUCUGGCUUUCUUGACUCUGCAUAUUUCAGACUUCAAGAAUCGUUCUUUAAUCUCCCACAACUUCUUUUUCCGGAAAAUGUAAUGCAGAAUAAAGAUAAUACCCUCGUGGAAUUGGAUCACAGAAUUGAUUUUGAACUCAGAGAAGGCCUUGUGGAGAGCCGCUAUUGGUCAGCUGUCACAUCGCAUACUGCCUAUUGGUCGUCCUUGGAUGUUGCCCUCUUUCUUUUAACCUUCAUGUACAAACAUGAGCACGAUAAUAGUGCAAAACCCAACUUUGAUCCAGUCUGAACUGUUGAAGGACAUUAAUGGCCCAAAACUGAUUCUUUUCUGUUAAAAUAUAUGUGUCAACAUGUGGAAGUUUCAGGUUUAAGUAUGUUUCACUUUUGUUUAGGGUAAGAAAUAAUUGAAUUUAGAAGCACUUUAUUUUACUUUAAAAAACAAAACAAAUGUCCAGUCCGAAAGAAGUUAUUUAUAGUUUUCAUCAUUUUAAGUAUGAGUCUGACAGAACCCCCUGCAGAGAAUCAAGCAAGACCUGGAAGUAAGGAGGACUUGGGUGGACUGCAAGGUUAUAGAUCACAAUCUAAUUUCUCCCAAAUAUAAAGGCAUAUUAAUGGGUUGAAUCUAAUGUAUUAACCAAAAUAUGUUAUAAAUCUAAAAUGAUCAAGGUCCAGGGUAUUCUACGUAAAGAUCACAAGGUGGUAUCAUUGUUUUCGAUCUCCAUGAAAACUUCCAUUUCCACAAUUUCUUUGAAACAUGAGUAACAGAUUUUAAAUGUUUUGAAUUUAACUUUAGAAAAACUAAUGCUAAAAUAGAGACAACAUUUGAACUAUUGUAUUUAUAGUUUAUUACCUCUGACUAAUUGUUUUAUGUCAAUGUAUGAAACAUUACAUUUUUUUAAAUGUUUCCUUUGAACAAUUUAAGAACCACAUUUAUUUUCUAUAGCAUUAAGGCCCUUUUUUCUCAGAACUCCAUCUUUGUACUCUUCAGAUGAAUAUAUAGACACUGUGGCAUACUUCCAGCAUUGUUUUCAUUAAAAAGUUGUAGUUUUACACGAAUAACACUAGUUCAAUUAUUUUGAAAAAAAAUGAACUUUUUAUUAUGUCACAUGUACCUCAGAGAAAGCUAAAGUUUUCUAAACUUGACAUGGAAUACUCCAUAAUGGGUACAUUUAAUAAACUUUACUGGAAAAUUAGUAAACUUCUUUGGAGUAGGGAGUAUGACAACUAAAUUUUAAGUAUAUAAGCAUCUGUGUGCCAAACAAUUAACAUAUAAAAAGGGGAUGGAGUGCCACUAACAAAUUUUAUUUUUAAAGUGUUUAAGGAAUCAUAAUUGAGACAUAGACACAAUGGUUCAGGAUUCUGAGGCGUUGAAAGAGUUUCCUCAGCUGUAAUUUUUUCCACAGUGCUUUUCAUCUGAGGAGCUCAAAGUGCUUUGCGAUUUAAUAAUCUAUGUAGUAGCUUCUUGAGGUAAGUAAAUGAGUGUUAUUCUCAUGUUACAUGUUAGUACACUAAGGCACCAAAACAUUUAAAGUGCCUUGAAUUAGAUUACAGAGCAAAUCAGAGCUCAGACUGAAGACAGACCAUAUUCUUUUAUGUGCUGUUCAUUGACUGAUAAUUCACAUGUGACCUCUUGUUUUGCAAACAGUAAUAAUAACAGAAGUUGCAAUUCAUAAUUUGGAGAAAUGACUGUGAAGCCAGUACUUUACCCUACUCGUCAUAUACAUUCUUGGGUUCUCACACUCAAAGGAGGAGUUACUUAGAGGGGAUCAGUAGCCAUCUCUGCCACAACCAACCCAUGCUUCUGAGAGGCUUCCGCUGGGUUCCACUUAAGGUGCUGUCUUUGCUUAUCUUAGCUCCCCAGGAAUCGUCAAACUGGGAGCAAAGUUGGUCGGUCGUACAUCUCACCUUCUCCUUUCUUUUUAAGGUGAUAGAAUCUUUGGAUUACUUGUAGGUUUUACUCAGCACUGUCAGUCCUCUAUCUGUUUUGUUGGCCUUUCAUUGAAUUUGCACAACAUAAAGCACUUCUUUUUAGUGCUUAAAAAGAUCCCAAGGCUCCAUGCCCAAAUACGUGACUCACUAAGAAACUCUUGCUAUAAAAGGCUUUUGAUGCAAUCUUAGCAAAGCUGAAGCAAUGUCUUUCGAAUUUAGAGAUUCCUGUGAACUCAGGUCAUUCUCAUACCCUGUUUAUUUCGUAGGUCUAUUUAGUUCUCAGGAGAAUUAAACUCAUAUCCCAUAUGACUUUAUCAUUAAAGGUAUGUGAGCAUUUGGGUGGUAUGACACUCAAAUGCCUAAGAGCUUGAAGGGAUUCAUUCUCUCUUUUUUUUUUUUCUUGCCUGCUCUGGGUCUUCGUGCGGCUUGCAGCUUCUCUAGUUGCAGACUUAGUUGCGGUAUGUGGGAUCUUAGUUCCCCGACCAGGGAUUGGACCUGGACAUCCUGCAUUGGAAGCGUGGAGUCUCAACCACUGGACCACCAGGGAAGUCCCAAGGGAUUCAUUCUUAACCAUUAGAAUGUGAAGAGCCCCUUUUACCUGAGAAGAGUGAAAACCUAGCAAACCUUUUCAUUUGAUAUAGAGUAAAAAGAAAAGUAUAUUCCCAUAGCUAUAGGAAUAUAUCUGCUUCCCUUUUUUCAUAUUGAGGAAAAAAAUGCUAUUUAACCACAUGGAAGUUAUUUGAGUUCUUGAAAACAGCAACAUUCAAAACCCCCUUUUCAAAAUGAGAUAUUCUGGAUUAUUGGAUAGGGGUUUUGUUUUCAAUUCAUUAUUUCAUCAAUAGAGAUGGCGAUUUUGAUUUCACAGUACUCUUCUUGUUUCCAUGUCUCUGCAUGUUAUCAUGGAAUGUACUUGUAUGUACUCAAGUAAUAUACAGAGUAUGUGUAAUUCUAGCUUGAUUUAGAAGCUAAGUCAGUUACUGAGUAAUAUUUUGCAACUUUAUUCCAGCAAGUACUAAAUUUUUGAUACCAUUAAAAUUUUAUUCUCUAUUUUGUGUACCUGCUAUGAUGAUUCUUCUGAGCACUGGUCAGAUUGUUCAAACAAUUUUAAUCCAGUUAGGUCCCCAAGAAUUAUUUAAACUUAGAAUAAGGAGAAUGUUUUGUUAGUUCAUAACUUUAUUUUCAACAGUAAUUAUGCUUGUGUUAUAAUCCAGUGUUACAGUAUAUUAGAACAUAUUACAAAAUGUACUCAGUUUCUCAUAGCAAGCCUUGGGAAUCUUAUGUUUGACUUCUAUUAAAUAGCA
Messenger RNA from Balaenoptera musculus (blue whale), 6088 nucleotides. It is a transcript of the gene DDHD1, whose product is annotated as DDHD domain containing 1. Gene Ontology annotation, molecular function: metal ion binding; glycerophospholipase activity. Lineage: Eukaryota; Metazoa; Chordata; Mammalia; Artiodactyla; Balaenopteridae. The transcript has 15 exons. The record is from RefSeq and is a predicted model, not a curated record. Bases 307 to 3147 code for a protein of 946 amino acids. Gene Ontology annotation, cellular component: cytoplasm.